AUGGUGCAGGAAGCAGGAUCAGAGCGGGAUGCAAACGGCGUUCCACGCUUGCCAUUGCGAAGAGAUGGAUGGAAUUUCUGGAACUUUGAAGGAAAUAAAGUACACUAUAUCCAGUCAGGGACGUCGGGUACACCUGUGCUGUUUCUGCAUGGCUUUGGCGCAUCUGCAUACCACUGGCGGUACAACAUCCCGGUGCUAGCAGAGAACCACCGCGUUUUUGCGAUGGAUCUGCUGGGUAUGGGCUGGAGUGACAAGCCGACAGGGGAAGACAUCUACCAAGUGUGGCCCAGACAGAUUGCUGCCUUCAUCAAAGAGGUGGUUGGUGGAGAGCCGGUGGUGUUGGUGGGGAACUCUCUGGGGGGCUACAACUGUUUAAAGGCAGGUGUGACGAGCCCAGACCUGGUGCGAGGGGUUGUCCUCCUGAAUUCGGCCGGUCGGUUUGAGGAGGUAAAGGCAGAGGAGAGGGCAGGCAGCAAUGGGCGAGCGAGCGUUUCCAAGGUGCCUGCAGAGGAGCAGCCCACGCUGGUGGCCAGCCUGAUGGACCAGCUCAAGUCCAUGGCCUUGCGUGGCAGCAUCUAUGCCUCUUUCUUCAUGGCUAAGCAGCCCAAGCGUAUCCGGCAGGCAAGCUUUCAAGUGUACAUCAGCCAGCACAACGUGGACGAGGACCUGGUGAACUCCAUAGUGUGGCCCGCAGAGAGCGCCAACGCCGCCGAGAGCUUCUACCGCAUCAUCAGCGGCAAGGGCACCCCCGUCAAUGUCCUGCUCAGCAAACUGGACAAGCCGAUGCUGCUGUUGUGGGGUGCGGAUGACCCCUGGAUUGGACCGGGGAGUGCCGCGCGCAUUGAGAGCCUGUACCCGCGCGCGCAGAAGGUGCUGCUCAGCGGAGUGGGCCACUGCCCCCAGGACGAUGCUCCAGAGCGUGUGAACGCCGAGCUGCUGAGAUGGCUGGAUGCACUCUAG
Coccomyxa subellipsoidea C-169 is the source of this 960-nucleotide messenger RNA. Its product is annotated as alpha/beta-hydrolase. The record is from RefSeq and is a predicted model, not a curated record. Lineage: Eukaryota; Viridiplantae; Chlorophyta; Trebouxiophyceae; Coccomyxaceae. Gene Ontology annotation, cellular component: chloroplast. The transcript is spliced from 6 exons. Bases 1 to 960 code for a protein of 319 amino acids. Gene Ontology annotation, molecular function: catalytic activity.